GGACUCUGGACAGAACUUGCGCCUGCGCACAGCGUAGUUUGUGUGCGUGUCAUGUUGAUGAAUGCUAAAACGGGGUAGUCAACAUGUCCACCGCUGCUGCUCAACGAAACAAUAACGAAGAGCCCGGGCUUCACGGCUCUUGGGUAGAGCUGGAGCUGAAUGGAAACACAGGGGCCCAGGGCGUGCAGACCAACCUGCCAACAACACCUGCUGCAGACCAAAUAAAUGCAAAUGCUGGCAUGAGUCAAACUCUGCAGACCUUGGAAGUGGUGCCUGAGAAUGAUGAAUCCCUGAUUGGAGGACUAGAGCAUGUGCCGUCGUCCUCCUCUAUCCACAAUGGAGACAUGGAAAAAAUCCUCCUGGAUGCACAGCACGAAUCCAGCCCGAGUAGCUCCUCCUGUGAUAGUCCUCACAGGCCACCAAGUCCAGAUCAGGAUGAGGGUCAGAUAACUUUCGAUGUGGAGAUGCCCAGCCCAAGAGGCAGUCAGUCAGAGGAAGAUGGUCCAGAGCAGGACAGAGAGGAAGACAUCCUGCUAAACAAAGAUGUAGACUGGGUCUCUGAUUGGUCCAGCAGACCAGAAAACAUUCCACCAAAGGAGUUCCACUUCAGACACCCCCGACGUUCAGUAUCUCUCAGUAUGAGGAAGAGUGGGGUCAUGAAGAAAGGUGGCAUCUUCUCUGCUGAAUUCCUCAAAGUCUUCAUCCCUUCCUUACUCAUCUCACACAUCCUCGCUCUUGGCCUCGGGGUGUACAUUGGGAAGAGAAUUGCCACAGCCUCCACCAGCUCCUACUGAAAGCAGUGCCUGGAUGUUCUCCUGUCUCAAAGUCUCUCAACCAUCCUCCUGUAGUCAAGCUGUGUCUCUGCAUCUAUUGUAUGCCCACAUUUCUCUUCCAAUCAGCAUAAAAUUCUGUCACAUUGUAGAUGUAGUUAUAGAGUUAUAUGACAUGACGUAAUGUGGCUGCACUCUAUCACAUUUUGACACAGGGCAACAUUGUACCCAGCAGUUGUCACUAACUUGAGUUCAGUGGACAAAAGACCCUGUUAGAGCUGGAAAAUAUUAGUCAUCCUGUUCAACUCAAAAAUAUGUGACAUGGAUUUGAUGUCAGGUGGCUUCAGGGUUUCUUUAUUUGUUUUGAUUUUAUGUCAUGAGAAAUCUGGCCUUCUCCCAAGCUACAUCUCUCCACUGGUGUCUCAGUAGGAGUGUAUAAACCAAAAAUAUGCGCCAUGUCUGCAAUACAAACAAACUGAAUUGGCUGUGGGAACAGAAAGGACUUCUAUCGCCUUAACUUUUUAGACUAAACAUUCAAGGUGCAGUUAUUUGGGGGAGGGGUGCGUCACAGUGGGAUUUGUUUUUAAAUUCCACACCUUUUUGAGAAAAGAAGUUGUAUCAUGCUGACUCCUGUGGGUUUCUUUUAAAGGCUUUGUUUUGAUGAAGGUGGGAAAGCUUAAACAUUGAUCUAGUAUGUAGCUCAAAUAUUUUACAGUGGGGUUGUUUGAGUGCGAGUGGAACCUAGGCUGCAUGGCAACUUACCAGGCCAUAUGCUAUUUUUAAUUCAUUUUGCCUACAUAUCUUUUUAACAUAACAUAGCAGCAUUGGUAAAGUGCCAAAUCUUUCACCACUGCACAUUGGUGAUUUAUCUUAGACUGUUUUUUUCUGAUAUGUUUAGGUAUUUAAAGAUGUAGAUGUGAAACAUAAUUUAAGCUGUGAUCUGCCCCAUGUACACCUUUUUACAUUGUCUAAUUUGUUUGUACAUUGAUAUUAGUGCAUAUAAUAUCAUUGUUAUUAUAUAGCAUUGUGGCAGUGUACGUAAUGUGUUUUUCCUGUCGUUUAUUGCCGAAGUGUCAGUGGCAGAAACCACCAGAGGAAGGUAUUUCCAGGGGCCUCAUUUAAGAGUUAUCUGACUUUUAUGUAGAUUACACUGUGCAAUCAUUUCACAUAAUAAGAUACAAUAAACAGUGUACAGUGUGUGUAGAACUUCCACAGAAAGUAAAGGAGCAUUUCCUGAAGAAAAUGCAUGUGCUAUCAGUAUAUUGAUGCUGAGUUAAUUAUUGGAUGAUUCUUCUGUCAGUAUUUAUAAAUGGAUGACAUUAUAGACUAUAAUGUGCAGUUUUGGAAGUAUUGAUUCAACAUUCAACAUGUAUUCAGGCUUUAAUGCAUUAUAUAACUCAUACUAACUUAUAAAUGACAUACCAUCAUACCAGGCUUAUGUACAGUUGAUCAAUGUGCAAUACAGCGUUUUGGAAUUUGAAUAAAGUUUGUACUGUA
Micropterus dolomieu (smallmouth bass) is the source of this 2267-nucleotide messenger RNA. RefSeq names its product BCL2 interacting protein 3 like a (gene bnip3la). The record is from RefSeq and is a predicted model, not a curated record. Gene Ontology annotation, biological process: mitochondrial outer membrane permeabilization; defense response to virus; positive regulation of apoptotic process. The transcript has 6 exons. Gene Ontology annotation, cellular component: mitochondrial outer membrane; mitochondrial envelope; nucleus. NCBI's taxonomy places the organism in Eukaryota, Metazoa, Chordata, Actinopteri, Centrarchiformes, Centrarchidae. Bases 84 to 794 code for a protein of 236 amino acids.